GUGAUGACGUAGAACCCUGCCGACACCAAGAUGGUGCUCGAAAGUACUAUGGUCUGUGUGGACAACAGUGAGUACAUGAGAAAUGGAGACUUUCUGCCCACCAGACUGCAGGCUCAGCAGGAUGCCGUCAAUAUUGUUUGCCACUCCAAGACCCGCAGCAAUCCUGAGAAUAACGUUGGCCUCAUUACCAUGGCCAACAACUGCGAGGUGCUGACCACGCUGACUCCUGACACAGGGAGGAUACUGUCCAAGCUGCAUGCUGUGCAGCCUCGAGGAAACAUUAGCUUCUGCACUGGCAUCAGGGUGGCACAUUUGGCACUGAAACACAGACAGGGGAAAAACCACAAGAUGCGCAUAAUCGCCUUUGUUGGCAGCCCUGUCGAGGACAACGAAAAGGAGCUGGUCAAAAUGGCAAAGCGUUUGAAGAAAGAAAAAGUCAAUGUGGACGUCAUUAACUUUGGAGAGGAGGAGUCAAACACAGAGAAACUGACAGCCUUCAUUAACACACUCAAUGGUAAAGAAGGAGCCGGUUCCCACCUGGUCACUGUUCCUCCAGGCCCAAGUCUGGCCGACGCUCUGCUGUCUUCACCCAUCCUGGCCGGGGAGGGCGGGGCAGUGUUGGGCCUGGGGGCCAGCGACUUCGAGUUUGGAGUGGAUCCAAGUGCAGAUCCGGAGCUGGCCUUGGCUCUGCGAGUGUCGAUGGAGGAGCAGAGACAGAGGCAGGAGGACGAAGCUCGCAGAGCUGCUGUUGCCUCGGCUGCUGAAGCUGGCAUUUCCUCCCCUGCUGCAGAUGAGUCUGAGGAUGCCCUUUUGAAGAUGUCUGUUCCACACACAGACUCGGCCACACCGGCUCUUCCAGACUUCAGCCGCAUGACAGAGGAUGAACAGAUUGCCUAUGCUCUGCAGAUGUCCAUGCAGGGAGCAGGAGCAGAGUUUGGUGCUGAGGACAUGGACACAGGUGCUGACAUGGACUCUAGUGAGGCUAAGGAUGAAGAGGACUAUGACGUCAUGCAGGAUCCAGAGUUUCUUCAGAGUGUUCUAGAAAACCUUCCUGGGGUCGACCCCAACAAUGAGGCCAUCCGUAAUGCCAUGGGCUCUCUGGCUUCCCAGACUGGCUCCAAACCAGACGCCAAGAAGGACGAGGAGAAAAAGAAAUGAGUACAAAGAGGAGCACAGUUUAGGAUACUGCAAGAUAAAGAGAGAGACCAGAGAAUUUCACUGCAUGUGUUAUUCUAAGUCACGAUAUCUCUAUCCCCAUUAAAGCUUUUUUUUUUUUUUUUUUUUUACGUUUAUGUAGCUGUGUAAACUGUAAACAUUUGCCUUCUAUGGUGUUUGGGGCCUGUUUUGUUUAUCAUUUAUUUGUGUGGCAAGCACAUAAGCUUGAUUUUGACUAAUUUGUAUUGUAAAGGCAGAAUAAGAUGAGCAGAUUUCUUCAAUAAAUCCGGAGAAUAUGAGGUGGUA
This is a messenger RNA of Salarias fasciatus (jewelled blenny), 1461 nucleotides long. RefSeq names its product 26S proteasome non-ATPase regulatory subunit 4-like. NCBI's taxonomy places the organism in Eukaryota, Metazoa, Chordata, Actinopteri, Blenniiformes, Blenniidae. Gene Ontology annotation, cellular component: nucleus; proteasome regulatory particle, base subcomplex; cytosol. The record is from RefSeq and is a predicted model, not a curated record. Gene Ontology annotation, biological process: proteasome-mediated ubiquitin-dependent protein catabolic process. The transcript has 10 exons. Gene Ontology annotation, molecular function: polyubiquitin modification-dependent protein binding. The coding region runs from base 31 to 1158 and encodes 375 amino acids.